Molecule: messenger RNA, 2678 nt
Organism: Triplophysa rosa
Lineage: Eukaryota; Metazoa; Chordata; Actinopteri; Cypriniformes; Nemacheilidae
Gene: abcb6b
Product: ATP-binding cassette, sub-family B (MDR/TAP), member 6b
Exons: 18
Coding region: 229-2181 (650 amino acids)
Biological process (GO): transmembrane transport; heme transport
Cellular component (GO): membrane
Molecular function (GO): ATP binding; ATP hydrolysis activity; heme binding
Source: RefSeq, a predicted model, not a curated record
ACAAACAUUUGAGGCACAUGACCGCAGGUCUACCAGUCAUGUGAAAAUUAACCCUAUGCAAAGUUCCCUUUUAGCUCAAUGCACGCACGCAGCUACUAGCACUGCCAGUAAGCGUAACUUACACGCUACAAAAUAAAAUCAAUGCAAAUUCUAGACUGCCUACAACCCGAUGGUAGAAUGUUUUCAGGUGAUUUUUCGUGAGCUUGAUAAUUCACUCCAAGUCAAACAAUGGCAAGCAAGUACAAUAAAAAACACACGAAACAAAAUACAUUGGAAACUGAACGAGCAUCAUUUGUGUUGACUGUAGAGCAAAACCAUAAAACAGAUGGACAAGUGGAGGUGACCUCCAGGUCGGCAUGGCAGGACUUCAAGAGGAAAGUGGGUCUGCUGGUGCCAUACAUGUGGCCCAGGGGCAGUGUGCUGCUGCAGGGUCUGGUGAUGCUGUGUGUUGCACUUUUGUGCCUGGAGCGUGCCAUCAAUGUGUUUGUGCCUAUUUACAGCAGGAAUAUAGUGAACCAGCUGUCUGCGAUGGAGAGCUGGAGGACCCUGGCCGUCACGGUGUGUGUUUACGCACUCCUUAAGUUCUUGCAGGGUGGAGGUGUAGGUACGUCAGGUUUUGUGAGUAAUCUGCGCAGUUUCCUGUGGACGUAUGUCCAGCAGUACACCAGCCGCGUGGUGCAGGUCCGACUUUUCGCUCACCUGCACGCUCUCUCUCUACGCUGGCACCUGGGCCGCCGCACGGGAGACGUCCUGCGAAGCAUCGACCGCGGCACCUCUUCGGUCAACAACUUGCUAAGCUAUAUUGUGUUCAGCAUUGUACCCACUAUUGUUGACAUCAUCAUUGCCAUCAUCUAUUUUGUGACAUACUUCCACGCCUGGUUCGGCCUCAUCGUCUUCAUUUGCAUGGCGCUCUACCUCACUCUCACCAUCAUCAUCACUGAAUGGAGGACCAAAUACAGGCGGGAAAUGAACACCCAGGACAACGACGCCAAGUCAAAAGCAGUGGACUCCCUUCUGAACUUCGAAACUGUAAAGUACUAUAAUUCUGAGGGUUUUGAAGUCAGGCGCUUUGAGGAUGCUAUUCUGAAGUAUCAGGUUGCUGAAUGGAAGACCAAUGCUUCUCUGGCGUUCUUAAACCAAACCCAGAAUCUGAUCAUUGGAUUGGGGUUGCUGGCUGGAUCCUUGCUGUGUGCAUACUAUGUUACAGUGGACGAGUUUCAAGUUGGUGACUAUGUUCUCUUUGGAACCUACAUUAUCCAGCUCUACACUCCACUCAACUGGUUUGGUACAUAUUAUAGAAUGAUACAAAGCGCUUUUGUUGACAUGGAGAGCAUGUUUGAUCUCCUAACAGAGGAGAAAGAGGUAAAGGACAAUGUGAAUGCAGGAGACCUGUUGUUUACAGAGGGGAGAAUUGAUUUCAAGAAUGUGUGCUUCAGUUACACUCCUGGGAAGGAGAUUCUCAGUGAUGUGUCCUUUUCAGUGAUGCCCGGGCAGACAGUAGCACUGGUUGGCCCGUCCGGAUCGGGAAAAAGUACCAUCAUCCGUCUACUUUUCCGGUUUUAUGACAUACGUAGUGGAUGCAUACUCAUUGACGGACAGGACAUCUCGAAGGUGAAACAGAACUCGCUCAGAUCCUACAUUGGCGUAGUUCCUCAGGACACCGUCCUUUUCAAUGACAACAUCCGUGAAAACAUUCGUUAUGGACGCAUAUCUGCAAGCGACCAGGAAGUAGAAGAGGCCGCAGUGGCUGCUGACAUCCAUGAUAGGAUAUUGUCCCUUCCAGACGGGUAUGACUCCGAGGUCGGUGAAAGGGGUCUGAAGUUGAGUGGUGGAGAGAAGCAGAGAGUCGCCAUCGCUCGUACCAUCCUGAAAAACCCACGUAUCAUUUUGCUUGAUGAAGCCACAUCUGCUUUAGACAGUCAAACGGAGCGCAACAUUCAGUUGUCUCUUGCCAAAGUGUGUGCCAACCACACCACUCUCGUCGUGGCGCACAGAUUGUCCACAAUCAUCAGCUCCGACCAGAUCCUCGUUCUUCACGACGGCAGGAUUGCAGAACAAGGCAGGCACGAGGAGCUGCUGGCCAUGGGAUGCCUGUACUCAGCCAUGUGGUUAAAACAGCAGCAAAGCCCCGAGUGUGAGGUCUCAGAAGAGUUAGGCCUGGAGACACAGGGGAGUAGCUGAAGAUACGGCAUUGAUAAUGAAUUUUGAUGGAUGAAAUCAAUCAGCCAAUUGGAGCUGCAAAGUUCAUCUCAGAUAGAGCUGCACCAGACCGAAAAAAGUAAUGAUGUUUCUCAGGUAACAGUAAACAGGUGUCACUGAAGUGCAAUAAAUCAAUGAAGUGUUUAAAUGUUGCUUAAACGUUGGUGGCAUAACCAAAAUCGCACAAGUGUAAAAUACUGUCAUAUGGUGACUGUUCAUUCUUAAAUGUUUUAUGUUUUUUUUAUAUCCUCUCUUCCUCCAGUCACUUGGUUUGUUUUAGACAGUAGACCGAGGAAACAUUGAAGCAUCUUUGUCAGAUUUGUCUAGAGAUAGGACUUAUGGGUAACACGCUCUAGCAGCCAAAACGCAAAGCAACAAGAGUUUAUGGUCAAACUUUAUAUUACAGUUUUCAUGUUACUUUGGAUUCAUGCAACUUGUAAUGUGUAUUUAGUAAUGCAAUUCUGCGUUACUGAUAAAAC